AUGGACGCAGACCUGGUCAAAAAGGUCCUGUUCCCGGCUUACGAGCAGAAAAUCGAUGACAACGAUCCGCGCUUGUUGUCCUUCACGGACACACCCGGCCAAGUCCGGACAAAGAUUCGCACAUGGAUCCAGUCUGGCGCCCAGACGGAGGACGACUUCAAAAAGACCAUCGGAGUCGAUCCUGAAGACUAUUGGGCCUACAUGUCUCUCUUAAGCCCCCUUUCUGGCCAAAUGAGCGAUGUUUACAAGAAGGUCUCGUUGUUUUUCCACAAACGAGAGUUGCAAGGCUUGCCCCUUCAGCUCCACAACCCCAAACUGCCAAAGCCAGCAGCUAGCAAAAAGAAGAAGCCAACCAACAGUGCCGCCAAGGACAAAUCCGAUGCCAUGGAGCGUCUUCUUGACACAGGCGACUACAUUCUUCUUGGAGAGGCAGAAGGUGAUGUCGACAUCUUCGAAACGCCCAGGGAGGUGCGACGAAAGAUGCGAGCUCUCCUGGCCAAGGGUGUGACGCAGGCAGCCUUUGCGCGGGCUCUGAGUAACAUGCUCCCAGAGGGUGCUGGCGCUCUCAACCCGCAGACAAUGAAGGCAUUUCUGGCUCAUAAAGGUGUGAUGGAUGGUAACACCAGCAAAGCAUUCUACUGCGGGUAUGUCUUCUUUGAGAAGCAGCGGCUUCGAGAUAACAAGCCCAUGAGUAAACACAGGGAGGCCAUGGAAGACCUUCACCCUACGGGGGUUGAUACUACCAAUAACCCGAAGACCACUCGCUAUAUUGUUUCGGCUUCAACUCGAAGUCUCGGCUACGAUCAAUAUGGUAUCAUGCACUCCUCCCGUUAUUAG
This is a messenger RNA of Clonostachys solani, 837 nucleotides long. The record is from the annotation of a GenBank genome assembly. Lineage: Eukaryota; Fungi; Ascomycota; Sordariomycetes; Hypocreales; Bionectriaceae.